UCCUCUCUCGAGCCUGCAAAACAGCCACCGCACACCUCCUCGUAAUUUCAGCCUCCCGACCUGUGCAAAACCCCUCGGCUCCCUAUCGACAAGCUUCCUCCGCCAAGAAACCAGGCGUCGAAGGCGUCCCUAGCAGCAUAGCCCCCCGACCUCCGAGUGACGCAGCUCCGCCUCCACUGACACCACCGACUUCAUUUGCUGCCGUCACGUCAACACCACACAAUCGCCCUGUCCUGAGCUGGAGAUAUCAUAACAUAUUAAACACCCUCCGCAUCCGGCUGUGAUCGACGCUCUCCAUCAAGUCGCCAGGCUCGACGCCGCGACACCAUCCCCUCACCUGCCUCCCUCCCACCCAAACCCCCUCAGCCUUAUCGGGAAUGUCCUUCUUCCCUGGCCAAGGCUACCACAACCAGCAUCAAGGCAACCCGCCUCCUGGUCCCCCAUACGGCGGUUAUCCUCCCCAACAGCACCCCCCUCCCGGCGCGCCUUAUCAAACCCCGUCUCCACAGCCUCCAUUCAACGGCGGGUACGGAGCGCCGCCGCCACAAUACGGCAAUAACUAUCAAGGCGGUCCCCCACCGCCGCAAUACGGGUACGGCGCUCCACCGCCGGGCAACUUUGCGCCCCAGCAGUAUGGCGGAGGCCCGGCACCUCCUCAUCUAGCUGGCGGCGGCCCACCACCUCAAGCCCAAGGUCGACCCCCGCCCCCUCCUACACAUACGCAAAACUUUGGCGCUGGCGCCCCUAAUGGCUACACCUUUCAAUAUUCCAAUUGCACAGGGCGCAGGAAAGCCCUUUUGAUUGGCAUCAACUACUUUGGCCAGCGAGGCCAGCUUCGAGGGUGCAUCAAUGAUGUCAAAAACAUGUCGGCGUAUCUCAAUGGAAACUUCGGGUACAAGAGAGAGGAUAUGGUCAUUUUGACCGACGACCAGCAGAACCCCAUGAGUCAGCCCACGAAGCAAAACAUCCUGCGAGCCAUGCAUUGGCUGGUUAAGGAUGCGCAUCCGAACGACUCGCUGUUCUUCCACUACUCUGGACACGGUGGCCAGACUCCCGACUUGGACGGCGACGAAGACGAUGGUUAUGACGAGGUAAUCUACCCGGUCGACUUUAGACAAGCCGGCCACAUUGUAGACGACGAGAUGCAUCGUAUCAUGGUACAAACGCUGCAGCCAGGCGUCCGAUUGACCGCCAUCUUCGACUCCUGCCAUUCCGGCUCCGCACUCGACCUGCCGUACAUCUACUCGACCCAAGGCGUGCUCAAAGAGCCCAACUUGGCCAAGGAAGCAGGUCAAGGCCUGCUGGGCAUCGUGUCAUCUUAUGCGCGUGGCGACCUGAGCGGCAUGGCCUCGACCGCCAUGGGCUUGUUCAAGAAGGCCACGUCCGGGGACGACGUCUACAAACGCAACCUCCGCACCAAGACCAGCCCUGCCGAUGUCAUCAUGUGGAGUGGCAGCAAGGACUCGCAGACCUCAUCCGACGCGCAAAUCGCCGGGCAAGCGACGGGCGCCAUGUCGUGGGCCUUCAUUUCCGCGCUUAAGAAGAACCCGCAGCAGAGCUACGUGCAGCUGCUCAACAGCAUCCGCGACGAGCUGGAGGGCAGGUACACGCAGAAGCCGCAGCUCAGUUGCAGUCAUCCGCUUGGUACGUGAUGCCUCGUCCCCUCCAUGCUUCGCUUGCGUCGUUUCUUUUUCCUUCCUCUUUUCAUGCUUUUGUCAUUGGCGUUGCUGCAUUUUGUUGUUCUUAGCGUUCGCAUACGCAUCCGCAUUGUUUGGAUAUUGGGAGCAUUUCACGCUGACGACCGGUUCUUUGCGCUGUACAUUAGAUACCAAUUUGCUUUAUGUGAUGUGAGGCUUGCACACAUCUGUUUUGUGACAAGAGAGGGACAUGGGAGGAGCUUGUCUUGAUUCGGAUGGAUAAGCAACGGGAUGAGAAAGGGACGGACGGACGGACUGGACUGGCGGAGUGUACAUUAGAUGGUUCUCGGACCCGAAAGUGCAUACUGGGACGGUGGGGUGGAGUUGACGGGACGUAUACAACUGGAGUCUACCGCCAUU
Neohortaea acidophila is the source of this 2057-nucleotide messenger RNA. RefSeq names its product caspase domain-containing protein. The coding region runs from base 378 to 1652 and encodes 424 amino acids. Gene Ontology annotation, molecular function: cysteine-type endopeptidase activity. The record is from RefSeq and is a predicted model, not a curated record. Gene Ontology annotation, biological process: proteolysis. The transcript is spliced from 5 exons. Lineage: Eukaryota; Fungi; Ascomycota; Dothideomycetes; Mycosphaerellales; Teratosphaeriaceae.